Chelonus insularis is the source of this 1675-nucleotide messenger RNA. RefSeq names its product C45 family peptidase tan (gene tan). NCBI's taxonomy places the organism in Eukaryota, Metazoa, Arthropoda, Insecta, Hymenoptera, Braconidae. The record is from RefSeq and is a predicted model, not a curated record. The transcript is spliced from 6 exons. Bases 445 to 1620 code for a protein of 391 amino acids.
GCGGGAGUAACUCGAUAAGAGCUAAGACAGAUUAGUGUCCUCCGUUCAUUUACGCGAACAGUCCCAACGCUUUGGGAUCUCAGUCUUACUUUGGACUUUGAAAUCAUUAGACAUUUCUUCUAUUCGAUAUAUGGAUUGAAACUCUUUAUCAUAAAACCUGUAGUAUCAAUAUUUAUUAAUAAAAAAGAAUUCGAAAAUUAAUUGUCAACAAGUAUAAUUCAUUAAUUUACAUACAUUUCUUCAUAAUAUUUAUCAUCUUUUAAAAUCGAGGCUACGUUAUCUCAUCGAAACUGUAUUUAUUCAAUUAUUUAUCAAAGUAAUUGUAAAUUUAUCAGUUGAAAUAAGAACACCAAGUUUUAGUCACUUAACUGGAGGUAGAAGCGCCUUAUUAUUCCUUUCAACAAGGUGGAUCAUUUUUAUGGUAUUUAAAAGUGAAAAGAAAAAAUGUCGACAAUUAUUGAAACUACAAAUGGUUGCGAAUAUAUCAAAAAAAGAAGAAAUGCCGUUCCCAUGAUUUACACAAGAGGCACGCAUUAUGAGAUUGGAUUUGACAUUGGUCGCAAAUUUGCAAAAAUGAUCAGCGAGUUUGUGGACUACUAUAAGCCAUUAAACGAAGUUUACUUGAAUGUUUAUAAUACAGAAGAAGGACGAAAGGUUUAUGAAGAAACUUUAGCUUGUGUUAAAGCGCAAUAUCCACAGUACCUAAGGGAAAUUGAAGGAACGGCUGAUGGUGCCGGUGUACCAUUUUAUAAGUUGUUUCUCAUGCAUCUUGAUGAUAUUGUUCCAAAUGUAGCGAACGGCAGAAGCGCUAGUACAAAACAACCUGUUGGCUGUUCAUCUAUUAUUUGUAAUUAUCCUGGACAGGAAAUCCUUGGUCAUAAUGAAGAUGCAUUAAGUGAAACAUUGAAUUAUUGGUAUAUUGUUUGUGCACAUGUCAUUGAACCUGGCUAUAGGGAGGAAAAAUUUUCUUCCCUUUCUUACGCAGGAUUUCUUCCUGGAUAUACAAUGGGUUAUAAUUCUCAUGGAUUAGUAUAUAGUAUUAAUACCUUAAGUGCUAAAACACUCAGAUCUGGAAAGACACCACGAUAUUUCUUAACUCGAGCACUCCUUGGGGUCGUAAACUUCGUUGAAGCUCAACAAACAUUGAGAAACAAAGGAUAUGGUUCUGCUGAAGGUUUUUCUGUAAAUAUGACCUUUUUAGAGCAAGAAGGAGACAGAAUGUUCCAUAAUGCUGAAGUUGGUCCAGUUGAAGAAAACUCAGAUGAAUCUUCAUUAAGUAUUCUUACUGCUAGUCCUGGAGAAAACAUUUUUCAUUGCAAUAAAUAUCUACGAUUAAAAAUACCCGAAGUGAACGACGUUAUUAUUCCAAGCAGCGAGCACAGAAUGGCAGCUAUUUUAGAGCAUCCAAAACCACGAACACGUCGAGAAGUUAUAGACAUUCUUAGUGAUCAAACUGGUAAAGAAUUUAGAGUUUAUCAAGAAUUUGGAGAUGAUGAUUACGUAAAAACAAUAGCAACAGGAAUAUUUGAUUGUGUCAAAAGAACAUGGUCAAUUUAUACUGAUAAACCAAAAUAUAAUGAACCACUUGUUGUCAUACCAAUACGUACCGAGUCACAAUAACUAAAGACUUGAUUAUGUACUGAUAUAAAAUAAUAAAAAUUUUCAGAAAUAAUAA